GUGGCACAAACUACACUCCAAGGCGGGGAAGAAGGAGAAGGAGCGUGGCGAGAUCCUGGUGAGCAUCCAGUUCACACGCAACAGCCUCACGGCCAGCAUGUUCGACCUGUCCAUGAAGGACAAGCCGCGGUCGCCCUUCGGCAAGCUGAAGGACAAGGUGAAGGGCAAGAAGAAGUACGACUUGGAGUCGGCCUCAGCCAUCAUCCCCAGCAGCAUGGGUGCCCUCGACGCGGACGAUGACUAUGACAUCGGGGGCAAGAAGGCCAAAGUUAAGGGCUUCUUCUUGAAGAACAAGCUGCGCAAGUCGUCCCUGACGCAAUCCAACACCUCCUUGGGAUCCGACAGCACCAUCUCUUCCGCCAGCCUGGGCUUGGCUGCAAACCUUCCCGAGGUAACCAAAUCCCCGAGCAGACACAGCAGUCUGUCCACAGAACGCUCCGUGAAAGACUACUUGCCAUCUCCAAAGCUGACCCACAAGAGAGCGUUCAGUGACGAUGUCUCCCAAGUCAGCCCAGUCCUGGAGCCCAAAGCAAUCCAGAGCCUGAAGCCAAAGAACGAUCCUGUGUCCCGGUCUUCCCUCUGCAUCAACGGGAGCCACGUUUACAGCGACGAGCCUGCACCGAAGAGCCCCGUGUCUGUCCCGCAGAGCUCCGCACCGCUGCCCGUGCCCAGCAUCCCCAGACGGCAGGAGGAGGGCUUCGGCUUCACCCCCCUCCAGCCCGACUCCCACGAGGUGCCGUGGGGGGUCAGCAGCUUUGAGAGAACGCAGCAGAGAGACGAGCCCAGGUUCAUCCCGUCUCCUCCCAGCUUAGUCCUGCAAGAAGAGCUCAAGGUCUCCACGAAAGCCGUCACUCUCAGUAACCAUCUGGGCAGGGCCAAGAUGGAAGAAAACAGUCGCUUAGAGAACAAGCCAACUCAAGCUGCAGCACCCAUGGUCUUCACGGACACGACAAAGGACAAACAGCCUGAGGAAAUGAGGAAGGAAGAGAAGAAAGCGAAGGGCGGCCUCUUCCACCACGGUAGCAACAAGAGCGACGUGGGGAGCAAAGGCCAGGGGGAGAAGGCGGGACCCCCCCACGGCUCGUCAGGCCAGGCAACGGCAGGGGGAGAUGAGAGGAUUAAACACAGUGGCUGGUUCGGUUCAAAGGAGCCCAGAGAGUCCCCACAGAAACCCAGACAUAAAGACCCGGAGAGGGAGUCUUCAGCCAAAAGCGUUUGUGUCCCCGUUCCAGAAACUACUCCCCCAUCACCAGGAGAUCUUCCUCCUCCGGACGAGAAGCCCGCCGUCCCUCCUCCCCUCUCGGAGUGGGACGAUACCUUCGAUGCUUUUGCGACCAGCAGACUCAAACCUGAACUGAACAAGGAAAACUUCUUCGCUUCGGUGUCGGCAGAGGGCAUGGCUUUCAUCGACGAUCCCGAUGCAGCCAGCCCCACGGGCACAUCGGCUAAGCCGGCGUGCGAGAAGGGGACGAACGUAUUCGAAAAGGCCGAUUCGCAAAUCAGCAGCGAAAUGCCCACAGCUCUACGGUCUUGGACGAAUUUCUCAGGUUUAGAUGUGGGAGCGAACUUGGUGAGCACAACCCAGGAAGCGACGGUGAUAGAGGAUGUGCUGAGCCCUGUGUCCGUGGGGUCGAUGGCAAGGAGGAAAAGCAGCACGCCUACGGUUUGGACAGUUGCGUUUACGUCGGGAAACCCGGGGGAAAAAGAGGCUUCUGCGCCACUAUCAGCUGAAAAUAGUGCUAGGGAGGAAGGGGACGGCAGUGAGGAGGAACCCUCGAGUGCAGGGACAAACGGAUGGAUGACCAUAGCCACCGAAACGGCCCCCGACCUGUCGGAGAGCACCCCAGGUGUGGCUGGGCAGGAGCGCGUGGGGCAGGAGAGCGCGUUCGGCCCGCGGCCGUCCUUCCUCAGUGAAGGCGCCUUUGAAGCCAGAAGCGGAUCUCACGUAGCCACUUACGCGUUGCCCGGAAGCCCCUUUGCCCCUGAGCUCACCGCUGAAACCCUGCCAGGCAGCAACGUGGUGGCCGUGCCCCCACGGGUGCUCACAGAUGUGGCGUCACGACAGGUCCCCGCAGCCCCCGAGCCAGGCAUGGACACCCAGGGUGCCGGUAGCGAGGGGGAAACGUUUGACGUGCGGACUUCGGUCUACCGGCUCCAGGCUAGCAUGCGGCUCGAGGCCAGCGAAAGCCGUGUACAACUCAGCUCCGACAUCUGCGAGAGUCGCGUCAUCCUCUCUCCGUGGACAGGUACCCAAGAGAAGGAGGUGGCAGCCAUCUCAGCCGCGCCACCCCCCAAACCUCCGCGGUGGUUCGCAGCCCCGGGCGGCAGAGGGGACAGUGAGGAGGAGGAUGUUUGUGACCCGCAGCGAGGCAGCCAGGAGCGAUGGGAAGACACGGAGGGCCCGAAG
Messenger RNA from Eurypyga helias (sunbittern), 2407 nucleotides. It is a transcript of the gene RAB11FIP5, whose product is annotated as RAB11 family interacting protein 5 (class I). The transcript is spliced from 3 exons. Gene Ontology annotation, cellular component: recycling endosome; early endosome; mitochondrion. Gene Ontology annotation, molecular function: small GTPase binding. The record is from RefSeq and is a predicted model, not a curated record. The annotation marks the transcript as partial. Gene Ontology annotation, biological process: regulated exocytosis. NCBI's taxonomy places the organism in Eukaryota, Metazoa, Chordata, Aves, Eurypygiformes, Eurypygidae.